AGAUUUUCGAAAAAUUAUUUUCCAUUAAUGAAAAGGGUAGAGAAUCCCGAAGAGUACAUUCGUUUGGAAAUAACUGGGUGGGUCAUAACCAUGAAUCGGUAUUAAAAAAUCCGUCGAUUUUCAUGUUUUGUGAUUUUUUUCGAAUUGGAUAAACUUUUAUCAUUUUGGAUACUUGUGUUACUUACUUUGGGAUAUAAGUAAUUUUUCGAAACGGAUUAAUUUAUAAUUAAUUCUAUUUAGUGCCAAAAUGUUAAUAAUAGGACGACGGAUAAAAACUUCGAUGGCAGUUAGAAUUUUAAUAGCACUGCUUUUCUUGGGAUCUAUUGCUUUGUCGACAGCAUCGAACACAACAGACUCUACUACUACAUUGACAGACUCUAAUGCUACAACGACAGACUCUACUGCUACAACGACUUUAGCAGAAACUACAACGGAAGUGACGACAGAAACAGUUGGCACAACAGAAACUACAACGGAAGUGACGACAGAAACAGUUGGCACAACAGAAACGUCAAAUAAUGCAACUAGCGAAACAACUAUAAAUACUGCUGAUACGACUACUGAAGGUACAACAGAAACAGCUACAAAUACUGCAGAUACAACAACUGAUGUUACAACAGAAACAGCUACAAAUACUGCAGAUACAACAACUGAUGUAACAACAGAAACAGCUACAGAUACUGCUGAUACAACAACUGAUGUAACAACAGAAACAGCUACAAAUACUGCAGAAACAACAACUGAUGUAACAACAGAAACAGCUACAAAUACUGCAGAUACAACAACUGAUGUAACAACAGAAACAGCCACAAAUACUGCAGAUACGACAACUGGUGUAACAACAGAAACAGCUACAAACACUGCAGAUACAACAACUGAUGUAACAACAGAAACAGCUACAAAUACUGCAGAUUCUACAACCGACGGUACAACGGAAACAGCUACAAUUACUGCUGACACAUCAACUGAUGUAACAACAGAAACAGCUACAAAUACUGCAGAAACAACAACUGAUGUAACAACAGAAACAGCUACAAAUACUGCUGACACAACAACUGAUGUAACAACAGAAACAGCUACAAACACUGCAGAUACAACAACUGAUGUUACAACAGAAACAGCGACAAAUACUGUAGAUACGACAACUGAUGUUACAACAGAAACAGCUACAAAUACUGCAGAUUCUACAACUGAUAUCACAACAGAAACAGCUACAAAUACUGCAGAUUCUACAACUGGUGUAACAACAGAAACAGCUACAAAUACUGCAGAUUCUACAACUGACGGUACAACAGAAACAGCUACAAAUACUGCAGAUUCUACAACUGAUGUUACAACAGAAACAGCUACAAAUACUGCAGAUUCUACAACUGAUGUUACAACAGAAACAGCUACAAAUACUGCAGAUUCUACAACUGGUAUGACAACAGAAACAUCUACCAAUACUGCAGAUACGACAACUGAUGUUACAACAGAAACAGCUACAAAUACUGCAGAUACGACAACUGAUGUUACAACAGAAACAACAACUACCACAGAUUUAACAUCUAUAGAGACCACAACUGAUACAUCAAGUUUAGAAACGACCACAGACGCAACUACAUUAGACACUGCAACUGAGGCAACUACUUCAGAAACUACAACUGAAGUAACAACCUUAGUAUAUACAACUGAAGAAACUACCAUAGAAACAACAACAGAAGGAACUACCGUAGAAACUACAACUGACGGAACUACUUUAGUAGAUACAACUGAAGAAACUACCAUAGAAACAACAACCGAAGGAACUACCGUAGAAACUACAACUGAAGGAACAACUUUAGAAACUACCACUGAGGGAACUACCUUAGAAACUACAACUGAAGGAACUACCUUAGAAACAACAACUGAAGGAACUACUUUAGAAACUACAACUGACGGUACUACCUUAAAAACUACAACUGACGGAACUACUUUAGAAACUACAACUGAAGAAACUACCAUAGAAACGACAACCGAAGGAACUACCGUAGAAACUACAACUGAGGGAACUACUUUAGAAACUACCACUGAGGGAACUACCUUAGAAACUACAACUGAAGGAACUACUUUAGAAACUACAACUGACGGAACUACCUUAGAAACUACAACUGAAGGAACUACUUUAGAAACUACAACUGAGGGAACAACCUUAGAAACUACAACUGAAGGAACUACUUUAGAAACAACAACUGAGGGAACAACAUUAGAAACAACAACUGAAGGAACUACCUCAGAAACUACAACUGAAGGAACUACAUUAGAAACUACUACUGAAGGAACUACCUUAGAAACUACAACUGAUGGAACUACAUUAGAAACGACAACCGAAGGAACUACUCUAGAAACUACAACUGAAGGAACUACUUUAGAAACAACAACUGAGGGAACUACCUUAGAAACAACAACGGAAGGAAAUACAUUAGAAACAACAACUGAAGGAACUACCUUAGAAACUACAACUGAGGGAACUACCUUAGAAACUACAACUGAAGGAACUACAUUAGAAACAACAACUGAAGGAACUACCUUAGAAACUACAACUGAAGGAACUACUUUAGAAACAACAACUGAAGGAACUACCUUGGAAACUACAACCGAAGGAACUACCUUAGAAACUACAACUGAUGGAACUACAUUAGAAACUACAACUGAAGGAACUACCUUAGAAACAACAACCGAAGGAACCACAUUAGAAACAACAACUGCGGGAACCACAUUGGAAACUACAACUGAAGGAACUACCUUAGAAACAACAACCGAAGGAACCACCUUAGAAACUACAACUGAAGGAACUACCCUAGAAACAACAACCGAGGGAACUACUUUAGAAACUACAACUGCGGGAACUACUUUAGAAACUACCACUGAGGGAACAACUUUAGAAACUACAACUGCAGGAACUACCUUAGAAACUACAACUGAAGGAACUACCUUAGAAACAACAACUGAGGUAACUACUUUCGAAACUACAACUGAUGGAACUACUUUCGAAACUACAACUGAUGGAACUACCUUAGAAACUACAACUCAAGGAACUACUUUAGAAACUACAACUGAGGGAACUACCUUAGAAACUACAACUGAUGUAACUACCUUAGAAACUACAACUGCAGGAACUACCUUAGAAACUACAACUGAGGGAACUACCUUAGAAACUACAACUGAAGGAACUACCCUAGAAACUACAACUGCAGGAACUACAUUAGAAACUACAACUGAGGGAACAACCUUAGAAACUACCACUGAAGGAACUACCUUAGAAACUACAAAUGAGGGAACUACCUUAGUAACUUCAACUGAGGGAACUACCCUAGAAACUACAACUGAAGGAACUACCUUAGAAACUACAACUGAGGGAACUACCUUAGAAACUACAACUGAAGGAACUACCUUAGAAACUACAACAGAGGGAACAACCUUAGAAACUACAACUGAGGGAACUACCUUAGAAACAACAACCGAAGGAACUACACUAGAAACUACAACUGCAGGAACUACAUUAGAAACUACAACAGAGGGAACAACCUUAGAAACUACAACUGAAGGAACUACCUUAGUAACAACAACUGAGGGAACUACCCUUGAAACUACAACUGAAGGAACUACCUUAGAAACUACAACUGAGGGAACUACUUUAGAAACUACAACUCAGGGAACUACCCUUGACACUACCACUGAAGGAACUUCCUUAGAAACUACAACUGAGGGAACUACCUUAGAAACUACAACUGAGGGAACUACGUUAGAAACAACAACUGAUGGAACUACUUUAGAAACUACAACUGAGGGAACUACCUUAGAAACUACAACUGAAGGAACUACCUUAGAACCUACAACUGCAGGGACUACCUUAGAAACAACAACUGCAGGGACUACCUUAGAAACUACAACUGCAGGAACUACCUUAGAAACAACAACCGAAGGAACCACAUUAGAAACUACAACUGAAGGAACCACAUUAGAAAGUACAACUGAUGGAACUACCUUAGAAACAACAACUGAAGGAACUACACUAGAAACAACAACUGAAGGAACUACCUUAGAAACAACAACUGAGGGAACUACCUUAGAAACUACAACUGAGGGAACAACCUUAGAAACAACAACUGAAGGAUCUACCCUAGACACUACAACUGCAGGGACUACCUUAGAAACUACAACUGAAGGAACUACCUUAGAAACUACAACUGAAGGAACUACAUUAGAAACAACAACUGCGGGAACCACCUUAGUAACUUCAACUGAGGGAACUACCCUAGAAACUACAACUGACGGAACUACUUUAGAAACUACAACUGAGGGAACUACCUUAGAAACUACAACUGAAGGAACUACCUUAGAAACUACAACUGAAGGAACUACCUUAGAAACUACAACUGAGGGAACUACCUUAGAAACUACAACUGAAGGAACUACUUUAGAAACUACAACUGACGGAACUAUCUUAGAAACUACAACUGAAGGAACUACCUUAGAAACUAUAACUGAGGGAACUUCUUUAGAAACUACAACUGAGGGAACUACCUUAGAAACAACAACGGAAGGAACUACCUUAGGAACUACUACUGCAGAAACCACUCUAGACACUACAACUGCAGGGACUAUCUUAGAAACUACAACUACAGGAACGACCUUAGAAACUACAACUGAAGGAACUACCUUAGAAACUACAACUGAAGGAACUACCAUAGACACUACAACUGCAGGGACUACCAUAGAAACUACAACUGAAGGAACUACCUUCGAAACUACAACUGAAGGAACUACCACAGAAACUACAACUGAGGGAACUACCUUAGAAACUACAACUGCAGGGACUACCUUAGAAACAACAACUGAGGGAACAACCCUAGAAACUACAACUGAAGGAACUACCUUAGAAACUACAACUGAAGGAACUACCUUAGAAACUACAACUGAAGGAACCACCUUAGAAACUACAACUGAAGGAACUACAUUAGACACUACAACUGAAGGAACAACCAUAGAAACUACAACUGCAGGGACUACCUUAGAAACUACAACUGCAGGGACUACCUUAGAAACUACAACUGAGGGAACUACCUUAGGAACUACAACUGAAGGAACUACCUUAGAAACUACAACUGCAGGAACGACCUUAGAAACUACAACUGCAGGAACUACCCUAGAAACAACAACUGACGGAACUUCUUUAGAAACUUCAACUGAGGGAACUACCUUAGAAACUACAACUGAAGGAACUAUCUUAGGAACUACAACUACAGGAACUACCUUAGAAACUACAACUGCAGGGACUAGCUUAGAAACUACAACUGAAGGAACUACCCUAGAUACUACAACUGCAGGAACUACCUUAGAAACUACAACUGAAGGAACCACCUUAGAAACUACAACUGCAAGAACUACCUUAGAAACUACAACUGAAGGAACUACCCUAGACACCACAACUGCAGGAACGACCUUAGAAACUACAACUGCAGGAACGACCUUAGAAUCUACAACUGAAGGAACUACCUUAGAAACUUCAACUGCAGGAACGACCUUAGAAACUACAACUGCAGGGACUACUUUAGAAACUACAACUGCAGGAACUACCUUAGAAACUACAACUGAGGCGACUACAACAUAUGAAUAUACAACAGCUGCAACGACGAUAGAAACCACAAAAUCGCCAGACAUCACAACCCAGCCAGGAACAACAACAACAAUGUCAACAACAACUUCUACACAAACAACAACCACAGUACAGACAACAUCAGCUUCAGCACGUGCUUCGGAAUUUAUGGCAUUCGGAGAAACAACUGCUGAUUCACGACUUUACGGAGAUGAUGUGUCAACAUAUAACUUAGGAUGUUUCACAUCAAUUCCUUUCUUGGGUGACAGUUACAGCUACUUGACAUUUUCUUCAAAUGGUCUGGCAUGCAUGGGUUGCAGAUAUACUUCCUAUGUUCCAAGAGAAUUGAACGUGUUUACAGAAAGAGAUGUAAUAGCUGCAUUAUGGACAGAUUUGGUUGUAUCUAGAUCAACGGAGAAGAUGUUUUAUCAUCUUUAUAGUGAUGAUGAUGAAAAUGGAGAUAGAACACUGAUUGAUUCAGUGUUGAAUAAAGUUUCUUCUAAUGUCAAUUAUUACGCUCGAACAAGUGAUUUUUCAGCAUCUUGUGUGUAUAUAGCUACAUGGGAAAAUGCAAGGCUAUAUGGUGAUUAUAAAACUGUAACAUUUCAAUUUAUCUUGGCAACAAAUGGUGAAAAGACCUAUGCUUACUCCUUGUUUAAGGAUGUGACUAUCCUGUCUCCACCUGGUGGCAGACAAUGUGCUAUAGGAUAUUCUGGAUUAGGUGGAUCCAAAUCAAGUAUAUACUCCUUCACAGAAAGUGCCUUUGACGUUAGUGAAUUUAGAGGGAACACAUUUGAUGGUGCAAAGGGUGUAUAUUUUAUGUCACUUAACGCAGAUGGUCCAAUACCACCAAACCCAGCUUCUCAGUGUGUGAGGUGGUAUCGUAAGAAUGUUAAUUCAGUUAGAUCAAACCUGUUAAAUAGGAGAUGGUGGUUAGCUAAUAUGUGUCCUUGCAAUCAGAGAAUGAUGGUUUUUGAUGGAAGAUUUUAUUUCUUUUCAUAUCAAAAUAAUGCGGUGUGCUUUGCCAACUACAGAUUUGGUAUCAGUCGUAUUUGUUGCUAUCACCAGUUCUAUGGGUUCCUGCUUAGGAAUCGUCCAGAUGCUGGUACUAUGGUUACAGGGAACCCUUUUACUGAUAUUGUUACAUACCAACAAGAUAAUGUUAUCCCUAAAGAAAAUUGUUGUGAAAAAUCAGAUAAUUGUUAUCUGUACUACAGAGUGAGACCAGUGGGAUUUUGUUACAGGCGGUCACCAUUUGGUAUAUUCUUUUCCUUUGGGGAUCCUCAUGUUGACACAUUGGAUGGAUUUCAAUACACAUUUAACGGCUGGGGGGAAUACACCAUGAUGAAAAUUACAAAUGAAAAUGUAACCUUCGAAGUUCAAGCUAGAACAGACUUAGCUACUUCAAAGAAUGGAACUGACCUAAAGAAAAUAAAUGCGACUAUAUUUAGUGGUUUUGCUGCACAUGCACAAGAAGAUGUAAAUGCAACUAUGCAAGUAGAACUAGCCAGUGAUUUGGAAACAAUGGUAGUUUAUGGUAACGGGAAUGACUACACAACACGCUUUAAUACUGAAGACAACUUUGCUGUUUUUCUAUCUGGGAUUGUGUUGAGACGUCAAAAUCAUACACUUGCUGUUGCUUUCUCCGAGUCAGGGAUUCAGUUAAACUUUCAGGUAAAAACUCGGCAGUUGACUUUGUCAGCAUCAGUUCCUGAGGAUUUUAAAGGUCAAGUUAAAGGUCUUAUGGGAAACUUUGAUGGCGACAAAACCAAUGAAUUUAUAUUACCAAAUGGAAGUGUACUUCCACCUGGUGAUGUGGAUACUGAAAGAAAAAUCUAUAACAAUUUUGGUCAGCUGUGGGAGACAACUGCAUCCAAUUCAAUAUUUGAUUAUACUGAUGGGAAAUCCUGGACUGAUUAUAGUCACAAAGAUUUUGUUCCAUUGUUUAUUGAUGAGUUUGACAAUAGUACGCUCCAGGCAGCUUAUAGCGUCUGUGGUGGCAGUGAUGACCAAUAUAAAGCUUGUAUCUUUGAUUACUUAGCAACUGGGGAUCAAUCAUUUGCUGAUGAUACUCAAUCAACAAAUGUGGAAGCUGAGUCUGAAACUGCACAAUUACAAAAUGAGGCACCAGAAAUAGAGGGAGAAGAAUCUAUCAAAGUUGUAGUAAAUCAACCUAUAAGUUUCAACUUCCAAGGUCAGGAUGAUAAACCAGGUUUUACAUACAGUAUAAUAGAUAAGCCAGGCCCAGGUGGAGGCUCUUUCACAUCUGAUAUUUCCACAGGAAAUCUGACAUUAACUUGGACACCUGCAAAUCUAAAUACAGAAAAAAUCAGGGUAACUACUGUGGACAGUGAUGGUGUAAGAGCAGACGCUAUAGAGGUGGUGAUUAUGGCGUGUAGUGGAUGUUCAGGUGACCAAGGAACAUGUGACUAUGAAAAUCUCAGAAAUGAAUCCAAUCCAAACUAUGUGAUUGCCUCAUGUAACUGUACAACUGGAUGGUCUGGUGAUGACUGUGAGAAUGAUACAGAUGCUUGUUCUGAUAACCCAUGUGCUUUAGGACGUACCUGUAUAGAUUUAUUACCAUCUGAUGAAGUAUCACUUAAUCGUGGUUACAACUGUUCUAAUUGUCCACCAGGCUACAAUAUUACAGCCGAUGAAAAAUGUGAAGAUAUAAAUGAAUGUUUAGAUGGAACAGAUAACUGUCCAGCAAACAGUAAUUGUACAAACACAGAUGGAAGCUUUACAUGCCACUGUCUGGCAGGGUUCCGAAAAGUGGGUUCUCUGUGUCAAGACAUUGAUGAAUGUACUGAAAGGACAAGUGGUUGUGAUCAGAAUUGUGCUAACAGCGAUGGAAGCUUUACAUGUAGUUGUGUGUAUGGGUUUGAGCUGAUAGCUGAUGGUAAAUGUAAUCAAACAAUAUUUGAUGUCUGUGCACUGCUGAAUUUAACCUGUGAAUAUGGUUGUGAUAACACUACAAAUACUAAUCCAGGAACCUGGGAGUGCAUAUGUCAAGAAGGGUAUCAACUUGAUAUUGCCAGUGGCGAUUGUUCUAAUAUAAAUGAAUGUGAUGCUAAUGUAUGUACACAGAACUGUCUGGAUACUGAUGGUAGUUAUACCUGUUCCUGUUAUACAGGAUUCAAAUUAAACGCUGAUAAAACGUCAUGUUCAGCCUGUGUGAAUCCAUUUUAUGGUGACAACUGUGCAAGUCAAUGUAGCUGUGGACCAGGGGCUGACAGAUGUGAUCCUAGUCGUGGAUGUGUUUGUAACAGUGCCUGGACUGGAGAUAAUUGUGACGUGGAUGUCAAUGAAUGUGUAGUUAAUCCAGGCAUAUGUAUAAAUGGCGACAAGACUUGUGUAAAUGAAGAUGGCGGUUAUCAAUGUAAUUGUGGCGCUGGGUAUGAAAAAGUGUCUGCAAUCAACAGUGUUUCUUGUGCAGAUGUAAAUGAAUGUAGUAGUGCAACAACAAACAAUUGUUCAGCCACAGUUUCAACGUGUCAGAAUACAGAUGGUGGAUAUACCUGUAGAUGUAACACUGGCUACCAAACAAUAAAUCCAUAUCAAUGUGAAGAUGUAAAUGAGUGUACAACAGAGUCUGAUGAUUGUGAACAAGACUGUGACAAUAAUGUGGGAAGUUAUAACUGUCGAUGUUUCUUUGGUUACGAACUCAACACGGACAGAAAAACUUGUAAACAAGUGUCAGAUCCAUGUGGUACUCUGAGUAACCUGACCUGUAGUUAUGCAUGCAGACUAAAAGACAACGCUGUGUUUUGUUAUUGUCAAUCUGGAUAUAAACUACUGGCUAAUAACGAGACUUGUACAGAUAUAAAUGAAUGUGAUGAUGACAGUAUAAAUCUGUGUACAGAUAAGUCAACUUGCUCCAAUAUAGCGGGAAGUUUCAAAUGUAGUUGUCCAAUUGGUCAGUUCUUGGAGAAUGACCAAAGAACUUGUUCAAAUUGUGAUCAGUAUCACUGGGGUGCCAGGUGUAAUAAUACAUGCAACUGUGGUGCCGGGGCAGAGAGGUGUGACCGAAUAACUGGAUGUGUGUGUAAAUCAGGAUGGCAGGGGACACUGUGUGAUGCUGAUAUCAAUGAGUGUAAUGGUGCCGUCGACCCAUGUGAUACCUCUCCCAACCAAAGAUGUGUCAACACACCUGGAUCAUUUGUCUGCCAGUGUGUGACUGGUUACCAGAAUGUAACAGGAACUUGUACUGAUAUAAAUGAGUGUAGUAACAAUCCAUGUGAACAACUAUGUGCCAAUACAAUCGGAAGCUAUACAUGUAGUUGUAGAGCUGGCUUUACUAAAGAUGCUAAUGACAAAUGUCAAGAUAUCAAUGAAUGUGACACAACUUUGAACAAGUGUGACCAGAACUGUCUUAAUACUCCAGGAAGUUAUAAAUGUUCUUGUAAUGAUGGAUACAUACUCAGCUCAACAGACCAGAGGACAUGCAAACCUAAGACAGAAUGUUCCAAUUUCAAUUGUACUUCGCCAGGAACUUGUGCUGUCAAUUCUGAUCUAUAUGAAUACUGUACAUGUCCAACAGGAUACAAUCUAACCAUGACUGAUAAUAUUACUGGAAUCUGUGAAAACAUAGAUGAGUGUGAACCAAGCAAUCCAUGUGGUGAUACGUGUACAGAUAAAACACCAGGGUACGAAUGCUCCUGUACCAAAAAUGGUACAAAACUGGAUAGUGAUGAACAAAGUUGUACAGCUUGUGCUGAAGGAGAAUGGGGACAGAACUGUGUUGAAAACUGUACAUGUGUGACAGAAAACACCAAUUCUUGUAACAAAACAGAUGGAAAUUGUAAUUGUAAAACUGGCUGGAAGGGAGAUAACUGUGAUACAGAUAUCAAUGAAUGUGACAAUGCCACAAUAUGUCAGACUAAUUCAGUGUGUGAAAACACCAAUGGAUCCUAUGUUUGUGUCUGUGAUGAGGGAUAUUUUAACUCAGCAGAUGUUUGUCAAGUAUGUGGUUCCAACACAUUUGGUAAAGACUGUGCUCGGACCUGUAGCUGUGAGGUAACCCAAACAGACUCCUGUAACAAUGUUGAUGGUAGUUGUACAUGUAAAAGUGGUUGGCAAGGAACCACCUGUUCUGUGGAUGUUGAUGAGUGUACAGUUACUUCCUAUAUAUGUAAUACUACAUCUAAUUCUGAAUGUAACAAUUUAAAUGGUACCCAUGAGUGCAAUUGUGUGACUGGAUACCAGAAAAUAGCUAAUGGAAGUUGCCAAGAAUGUGGCAGCACAAACUAUGGAGAUAGCUGUUCUCAGGCCUGUACUUGUAUUGCUGCCAAUACAAUGGAUUGUAACAAUGUUAAUGGUAGUUGUACUUGCAAAACUGAAUGGAAAGGAACCAUCUGUGAUGUGGACGUAAAUGAAUGCGAUGAUGCAACAACUUGCGCCAGUGUUCCUGAUUCAACUUGUGAAAAUUCAGAUGGUUCUUAUGAUUGUGUCUGUAAUGCUGGAUAUCAGAAGAAUGCGUCUAAUCUCUGUGAUAACAUUAACGAAUGUGGAAUAAGUAGUUUGAACAACUGCACAGAGAACGCAUCCUGUGUUGAUAUCGACGGCAGUUUUUAUUGUGUUUGUGACUCAGGGUUUACUGGCCAAGGAGAUGUAAAUUGCACAGCUGUUACAACAGUUGAACCUGAUACUACACAAACAACAGAAACUACUGAGUCAACAACAACAGAAAAAGCUGUCACAACAGAGACAACGUCUGAAACUUCACAAACAACAGGACAUAUGGAGUCAACAACAGCUGAAAAGGGUACUGGAUCUACCACAGAAAAAUUAACAAAACAGUCAACUGAAACCUCUUCACAAAGUAUGACAGCACAAACUACUGAAGCUUCAACUGACAUUUUUUCUACCAACAAUUAUUCCGGAACCACAGCAGAAAGUGCAUCCACAGAAGGCACUGCAACUGAAACAUCUGGAACCACCACAGAAGGCACUGCAACUGAAACCUCUGGAACCACAACAGAAGGCACUGCAACUGAAACCUCUGGAACCACCACAGAAGGCACUGCAACUGAAACCUCUGGAAGCACUAUAGAAGGCACUGCAACUGAAACCUCUGGAACGACCACAGAAGGCACUGCAACUGAAACCUCUGGAACCACCACAGAAGGCACUGCAACUGAAACCUCUGGAACCACAACAGAAGGCACUGCAACUGAAACCUCUAGAACCACCACAGAAAGCACUGUAACUGAAACCUCUGGAACCACCACAAAAAGCACUGCAACUGAAACCUCUGGAACCACCACAGAAGGCACUGCAACUGAAACCUCUGGAACAACCAUAGAAGGCACUGCAACUGAAACCUCUGGAACCACCAUAGAAGACACUGCAACUGAAACCUCUGGAACCACCUCAGAAAGUACUCUAGCCACUAGUCAAAGAGAAACUCCAACAGUCAUUGUUACUGCCAUACAAACCACUGAAGUUUCAACAAACAAUGGUUUAAUUACACAUAGUAUAGAUAUCACAUCAGACAGUGUCUCUGCAACUCAGAGAUCUGAGGCCACGACAGACAGUGCCACAAGUUCUAUAAACACUUUACCACAAGGUACUGGAACCAGUACAGAAAGUAGUAUGACCUCACAAGACACUAAAACCACAACAUCUAUGCUGUCUGGAACACAGACAACUGAGGAUUCUGACGUGACAACACAAGUAAUAUCCACCGUUGAUUUCUCCAGUAGUGAAGCAACAUCAUCAACAGUUUAUUCUACAGCUCUAGAAACCACAACAGAAGAAGCUACAACACAAGAAGCUACAACACAAGAAGCUACGACCCAAGCUACCACAACACAAGAGGUGACAACUAAAGAGGUAACCACAGUUAAGACAACAACUCCAGAAGUAACCACCAAGGUUGUCACAACACAAGAAACAACAACUGAAAAAGCAACAACACAAGGAGUAACAACCAAAGAUGCCACAACUACUGAAGCCACUACUACAGUCCAAACUACAGUGAGUGUUCCAACAACAACAUACACACCUAUAUCUGGUGAAAUAAAAGUAACAGUAGUCCUGACCAUAGAUGUAACGCCAACUGGAGACUUAUCCAAUGAAAAUACUGUUUACUAUAAAGAAUUAAUUGCCGAGACUUUGACAGUUUUGACAACUUACUACUCUUCUUCAGCUGCAACAAAAGACAAUUUCAUUAAAGUAAUUGUGUAUACAAUAAGCCAAGGAAGUUUAGUUGUGGAUCAUGCAGUCGUAAUGAAUUCAACAACUACAAAUGGGCAAAAUCAAGUUGCUGCUGCCAAUAACAAUCUUGUAAAUGGUGGUGCUAAACUGACAUUUGGUGCAGGUCAAACCACUCCAGUUAGUGCUGGUGCCACUAAGUCUGCCAUUUAUGCACCAGGAGGAAAUAAUGCUACAGUUACGGGAUCUUCAACUCUUUGUGGAACAUUCAAUACAAUGAACACAUGUCCGACAAGUCAGGAAUGUUCUAUCAAUGGUAAUGGCGUAGCAUACUGUGCACCCAUUGAGAGUACAGAUAAUUUCCCGCUGAUAGUAGGUCUUGGUGUUGGAAUUCCUUUGUUUUUCAUCGUCCUAGCCUUGAUCAUAGUCCUAUGUGUAUAUAACAGUAAACGUCAAAAAAGUAGCUCAUUAGAAGAUGAUGAUUUAGACAGAACAAUGCCUGCUCAUGAAGGAUUUUUCACUGGUGCUAUACCUGGUCGAUUCAAUAGCUGGAAUCGCCCUGGUGAUAGUGCAUUCCAUGGUCGUUGGGAUGAUGAGUCUGUAGAUUCAGAAAGAGGAGGGGCAUAUGAUAAUGAGAUGUUUCGUGGAAAAGAUCCCUAUGUGUAUGAUAACAACAAAGGAGGAAAACCUGCUUCAUUUUCAUGGGAUUUUAUUUUCCAAAGUUUACCUGGUAAUGGUCAGUAUCAUAUAAAGAGACCAGAAACAAAUCCAAAACCUAACCCAGUUUUUUCGAAGAAAGGUGGAGGUCCGUCAACUAAUGCAUAGAUGACUUAGGAUAGUUAAAUAAAUUUUAACAAGUGUUCCUCUAAGAGGGCUUCCAUAUACCCAUGUGCCAAUAUUAGACAUGUUAGAGAUAUUCUUCAUCUAAUGAAAUAGAGACAUGAAAACAUUGACAUUGAAUAUGUGCUUUGUGAAUUAUGUAAUCAUCAUAUUGUAUGUCCCAAUUUCAAAAUCAUGUGUUUUAAAAGUGAGGCAUAUAGCAUGUAUAUACAACUGAUUUGUGAAGUCAGCUGUAAGAAUAAUGAUCUUUAUAAUUGACUGCUGCUCAUUUGCUAUUAGUUUACAGGUAACAUAUUAUAAUAUGAUAAAUGAUUUAUUGUAAAAAAAAUUAGAAAAGAACUUAAAACAUGUUUCAAACUGAAAAACACUUAAGAAGAGAACAGAACAACACAACACAAUACAGGGGUUUUCUGAUGAACAGAAAAAAACGCAGGGAUUUUGGUGUAAAUUUAUUUGUGGAUAUUUAUACAGGGUUUUAUAAUGUAAAACUGUAAAUAUGAUAUAUAGAAAAAUUAUAUCAGACAGAAUCAUUUUAAUGGCAAUUCAUGUAUAAAGGAAUAGACUGAUUAUGUUUAUGAUUAUGUAUUAUAGGGAACUUUAUUUUAUCAUUACAAAUGUUAUUAUCAUAAUGUAACAUCACAUAUUAAUCAUCAUUUUUAUAAGUAAAUACAAUUGUUUAUGAAUUUUAUCCUUUUGUUAGAUCUAUCAUUAUUUUCCAUUGAACAUUUAGUGUGAACACUUUAAAAGACAACUCUUUCCUUAAUUGGAAAUAAGCAAUACGUCUAUUGCACUUAUGUCCAAAUAUUGUUUAUGUAUAGAAAUAGAUGUUCUCAUGCUUAUUUAUUGAAAAUUGCAUUUGAAAUUAUCUCAAAUUUGAUUUUUGGGAAAGGCCAGUUUAGGAUUAUAAAUCCAGAUAUACAUUAUGAGUUGUAAUAUUGUGAUUGCAGAAUCUUUAAAUUGUUAUUGAUAUGGUUGAUAUGAUGUGUUUUUUUCAAGAUUGCAAUUUCCAAAAUAUAUUUCAUAUUUUUAAGAUUAUUUUUUUUUUAAUAAAUUUAUGAAUUUGACUGGUGCUAUCUAUAUACCUAAUCCAUCAAAUUUCUUCUCUGAUACCAGUUCUUAAAAAAAUAAUUCUCCAAAUUUUCUGUUCAAUAGUGUUUCAAAUUUUGUCCAUUACAAAAUCCUUAGGCAUACUCAUUCCAUAAUGCAUGUUCUUCCAUUUAAAGAUAUUAACUAAUAGUUAUUAUUGUUUUAUAAAUCAAGUGUUACAAUCAUUUUCUAUUUUACUUUUAAUACAAGCCAACUUGUUUUAAGGGUAAUUGUGAGUUGUUAGUUUAUAUGAAUGAAUGUGACUUUUUAGAAUAAGUGUACCAUUUUCUUUAUUCAAUCAAAUUAUAUAAAUAUUAUAUGAAUUUUAUUUUUGCUUUUUAUAAUGAUAUAGAAAACAUUUAGGUUUACAUCUCAGGGAUUUAGAUUUGUUUAAACAUUUGGUACAUCUCUGGUAGUCUCCAUCAAAAGUACUACCAAAGCAUGGUUUGGUCAAUUCAUAUACCCAGUAACAAUAACUUGUCAAAAUUGAAACCUUGAUUUGCUCUAGUUUUUAAAAACAGCUAAGUUUGAAAACAAAUAAAUGUGAAAAAUAAAAAACAAAAUAGGUUCUGAUGGGAAUAGUGGUGAGAUAAAUGACUUUCACCUUUUAUAAUUCUACAUAAGCUUUACUUUUUAUCAUUGAAUCAAUUACAGUUCAUAUUGUAAGUGCAAUAUUUUCGUAAAUCAUAUUUGGAAUUGUUGUUUUAGAUAUAUUUCCUACAUGGAAAUUAAACUUCCAUAGUAAUUAGUUUAUUCGUCCUUUAUAGUUGUAAACACUGUAAACUGCUUUUUAUCAUUUGCAUUAUAAGGUCUAUCAUACUAGGAAGUAGUUUCAAUCAAUAUCAUUACACAAUUUUAGGGAUUAAACUAAUAACUUACCCAAAAUUGUGUACAAUGAUAUCUUCAUGCCAAAAAUAUAGUCCCCUAAUGUUAUGACUAUUAUCAAAUACAUAUCAAUUUACAUGAUCAUCUUCAUAUAUUGUAACAAAAAUGAGUGAUAAAUAUAUUGUUUUUCAUUCAAAUCUCUUUUCUACUUGUUCUCAAAAUCAGAAACAUUUUUAGAUAUAUGUUUUAAGUGUUCUUUGAUUUUUAUUAAGGUUUAUAUUAUUAUUUAAAACACGUUAUAUGAUUAGGGCAAUACAUUUGAUUAUAGGAAAAGGUGAUACUCAGCAUUUUAAGAUGUGAUUAUCAUUUACUUAAAUUGAAAUUGUAAUUUUUGAAUAAAACAUGAUUUUAUAUCAUAUUUUUUAAAUAUGGUAAAAUGAUAACUAGCUGAUAAUUUGAAUAAAAUGUCAGCAGUUUAUCAAGCUAUAGUUGUUAAUAGAUUUGGAAUUGUAACAUACAUAUAUAUAUAUAUAUAUAUAUAUAGUAAGUUAUGUUCCAUAAUUACUUGUUUUGUCUUUAAAAUAUUGUUAUAUUAAGCAUUUAUAUUUUAAGAAAAAAAAUCAAAAUUUAUUUAUACAUAUAUAUUCAAAUAUAAAAUUAAAAAUAUUUUUAUAAUG
This is a messenger RNA of Mytilus trossulus (common blue mussel), 16200 nucleotides long. Its product is annotated as mucin-4-like. NCBI's taxonomy places the organism in Eukaryota, Metazoa, Mollusca, Bivalvia, Mytilida, Mytilidae. Bases 248 to 13597 code for a protein of 4449 amino acids. Gene Ontology annotation, molecular function: calcium ion binding. The record is from RefSeq and is a predicted model, not a curated record. The transcript has 48 exons.